Molecule: messenger RNA, 13401 nt
Organism: Naegleria fowleri
Lineage: Eukaryota; Heterolobosea; Eutetramitea; Acrasida; Naegleriidae
Exons: 3
Coding region: 1-13401 (4466 amino acids)
Biological process (GO): microtubule-based movement
Cellular component (GO): dynein complex
Molecular function (GO): ATP hydrolysis activity; dynein intermediate chain binding; minus-end-directed microtubule motor activity
Source: RefSeq, a predicted model, not a curated record
AUGACGAACGAAGAACACAAUACAUUGGAGGAUGAUGGUACAACAACCAGAGAACAAGAUCCAGCCUCAGAAUGGAUCUUUGAUAAAGUGCAGCAAAUGGUCAAGAUCAACAAAACGAAAUGGAACGAAUUUAAGAACAAUGAGGAAGUGAGAGUCAAAAUACAAAAAUUCCUCACUGUCGAAUCCGAGAUGAUUCUCUUUUUCAUCAAAAACAGUUUAAAAGAAGAGAUAAUUGUAUCUGCUGAGCCUAUAGUUGCUGGCAAUAGAAAAGGAUUAGUGUUCAUGAAACACAAUCCUGUCAAAAUUAACAAUGACAACUACGUAGAAUCACUAUUUUAUGAAGAUUUAUUUGGAGAUCCACUUGUAAAUUUACAGCGUAUCGUUGAGGGAGUAUAUCUUCCGCUACUACAAUCUCCAAAGAAUCAAAAAGGGUGGCCAAACGUUGUGGCCCAAGAUCUAAUUAGACAAUUUCACAGAUUUACUGGCAUGCUUGAUUUAUUUAUUGGGCAUACUAAAGGAGAAGUAAUUUUACCAAUGCCGCCAACUGAAGGUAUAGAUACUGCUUCACUUGAUCGAUCUCUUGUGCACACAUUUGAGACAUCCGUGAUAGACUGGAGUAAAGAGGCAAAAAAGAUAAUAGAAAUGGGUUCAGACAAAGUACUUGAUGAAAUGGAAAAGAAUGAAAAAUAUCAAGGCCCAUUAUUCGAACUUGAUUUCUGGGAAACAAAAAAAACCAAGCUGAGAAAUCUUGUAGACCAAUUGAGCACGGAAAAGGUGCAAACUGUUGUAUCAACUCUAGAAAAAACACAAAGCUCUUAUGUAACAGGGUUUAAAAAGAUGAUUAAGGAAUUACAUUAUUCUUUGAAAGAAGCUGAGGAAAUAUCUCGAUAUUUAGAACCACUAAGAAAGUAUUUCGACAUGAUUAACGAUGCUACUAUUUAUAUUGCCGAUUUGACAGAAAUAUUGAAACCGACCCUUUAUUUAAUAUCAUUGGUUUGGCAGAAAUGUGAAUUCUUUACAAUUGGAAAUCUUUUUGUUCUUGUCAGAGAAAUUUGUAAUGAUAUAAUUUAUAGAAUUUAUAACUUUAUUGAACCAGCAGAUCUUUGGGGAAAUCCAACAAAACUCAUUGCAGAAAAGUUAGAAUUAUCAUACACCGUUUGUGAUCAAUUUAAGGUUUUAUUUUACCAAUACAGAGACAAUGUAAAUAAGACAAACACUCAAAAACCUUGGAGGUUUGAAGUCUCUAAGAUUUUUACUCGACUAAACAGUUUCAUUGAAAGAUUGCAUGAUAUUAGGACAAUCACCUUGUAUAUUGAUGAUUUGACAUUGCUCGACAAGUUUGAUGUGGGAGGCGUAAAUGGGGCUGAAGCAUCUGGAAUGAUUGCACAAAUAUUUGACGAUUUUGUGGAGCAACAACAGAAAAUUCAAAACGUCACUUACGAUAUUUUAGAUCUAAAGCAAACACAGUUUGACAAGGAUUUUUACAAGUUUUGCGAGUGCAUUAAUGAUUUUGACAAGAGAAUUUGCUUUGUAAUUAACAAGGCUUUGCAACUCAAUUCAAAUCUCAAAUUUGCAUUCAAAUUUCUUGAAACACUAGAACCACAAACACGUAGAGAACGAAUAAGGCAGGAAGUAGAAUCGAAAACUACUGCAUUGGUUCAAAUCUAUCUAGAUGAAUUAUCCAGAGUUUCUGCCUUGUUUAGCCGAAACAGAGAGGACCCUCCCAUACUUGACAACUUUCCUAAAGUUUCUGGAGCUAUUGCCUGGUGCAAGGCUUUGAAAGAAAGAAUUACAUGGCCUCUAGAUAGUCUUAAAAGCAAACCAUUUUUAUCAGGAACUUCUCUCAUGAAUGAGGUAAUAGAUCGCUACAAUAGACUUAUCACGCAAUUGGAAAAAUAUGAAGAAGAAGUUUUCAAUUGUUGGAAAUAUUUAUUGGAGAAGAACACUUUAUGUCACUUAAAUGAUAACAUUAUUGUUAGACUUAACAAUAACAGGUUACAGGUUAAUUUCAAUUCAGAGCUCGCAUUCUGCAUUCAGGAAGUAGAACAACUUGGCUCUUAUAGCUCGAUUAUUCCUGAAGAAGCUUUGGAGCUAUUUUCAAAAGGUGAUUCCUUCCGUCUAAAAAUUUCUACCAUGGAUCUAAUGGUUAGACAAUACAACACAGUUAUCCAGACGCUUCUAGAGGUUGAAAGACCUUUAUUGUCUAACAAGUUGAAGGAAGCAGACACGCUCAUAGAAGAAGCAACACAUAGGCUUACAUGGAAAAGUGAUAUAGACCCAUUUAUUUCGAAUUCACGAGAAGUGGUUAAAGAUUUGUAUAAUCGAACUAAUUUCUUGAAAGGAAACGUAAAAACUAUCGAAAAGAUGGUAGACAGUUGGAUGACAAUUUCAUCUCUCAUUAUCACAGAUAACUCUGCUCAAGACGAUCUCAAGGAAAGGAAAAGUAGCAAGGUUCUUGAUAUGGUAUCAUUCUGGAGAAAGAGAGACCCUCCAAACGUAACGAAUAGAGUUUUUGCUCAGUGGAAGGCAAAGGUUUCUUCAAAUAUCAAAAGAUUAUCAGAUGUACCUGUUCAAAGUGAAAGAAUCCAUCAAAUUAUGGACAGUAGUUAUGCCAAGAUAUGUCCAACUAUUAUUACACAAGAGUGGGAAGGAUAUUGGAGGAAUUAUAUACUCUAUGUUAAUGACAUUGUGGAAAAAGGACUAUUCAAAGCCAUAAGGGAGGGUUUGAUGUUUUUAAUUAACUCUUUUUCUGUUAAAUCGGAAAUUAUGAACCAAAACAACCCCAAAAUUAACAUCAGUAUCUUUAUUACUGUCAAGUUGGAAUUGCUGGGAAAUGAUGCUGUUUUCACACCUAACCUUAUUGAAAGUGCUACCAGUGUUCACAAUAGCGUGAAAGUUUGGGUAAGCAGAGUGUUAGGUCUCUCAUCAAUGGUUAAGAGAUUAGAUACAUCUUUAACCUUUGAAGAAACUAUUUCAAAGGAUCCAAGCAUCGAAGACCUAAAACAAAAAGUUUUUGUGCUAAUGAACUCUACUAUCAAAGAUAUGGAGGCUUUGCGAGAGAAGUUUUGUGAAUACUCUAUGCUAUGGCAAGAAGAUCCAAAAGAUUAUUUGAACAGAUUUAUCAAAAGCGGAGGUGAUGACGUGAGAUUUAAUAGUGAUAGCGAUAUUUCUGAUGGAGAAGAAAUUGCUGAGAUUGAAGGAGAAAAUGUGAUUGCAUCCUUAGAGGAAUUUGAAAUGCAAAUAUUGAAAUAUGAAAAGAUGGUUAAUGAAAUAAUGGAAUUACCUGACAAAGCCUCUUUCGGAUGGUUGACUGUAGAUGCUUCUCCUGUUAAGAUAGCCUUAUCCAACUUGGCCAGCAAAUGGAGAUUUACUUUCUUGGAUUAUUUACUGUCUGAUGUAAAGCAAACAUUAACAGAAUUCAAUGAGUUUGUUUCGGAGAUAAAGACAGGCCUUACUCAGCCAAUACCAAAAGACGAUUACCCUAAACUUGUUGAAAUGAUGAGAUAUAUCGUUAGAUUUAAGGAAAGACCUGAGCACAAACAAAAGGAUGGACUCUUUGAAAACUUGAGAGAAAUAGUGCAAUUACUGAAGAAAUAUGGAAUCGUUGUUCCUCAAGAAGUCAUUUUAGACUUAGAUGACGCUAAAAAUAAGUGGAAUGAUUUGUCAAAAGUCUAUUUUGAUGUUAAGGAUAAGCUGUCCAUCGUGCAAGAUGAAGAAAUCAAAAAGAUUUCAAAGGAAGAGGUUCAAUUUACCCAAAUGUCUGAGACCUUUAGAGAAGAGUUUUUGCAGAUGGCUCCUUUUGAUUACAGUGUUGGCAUGGAAGAAAGUUACGAACGUAUUGAUAGAGUUAAUGAGAAGCUUAUUGAGGUCGAGGAUAGAAUGAAAGAAUUGAGAGAUAGACAAAAACUUUUUGGUUUAAUGCAAAACCAAGGAAAAUUAGUACGAGAAUCCCGAACAGAAUUAAGACUUCUCAAAAGAAUAUGGGAUUUGGCCUCAUUGGUGAAAUGGCAAAUUGAUGAAUGGAAACAAAUUCCUUUCCUUAAGAUUAAUGACGACGAGCUCUCUGAAGAAACAAAGAAAUUUAUUUUAGAGCUCAAAUCUGUUGACAAGAGAGUUAAGAGAUGGGAUGUGUUUUUAGGUUUGCAAAACUUUGUUGACAACUUUAUGGUUACACUUCCAAUGAUACAAAAGUUGAGAAAUCCAGGAAUGAGAAGUAGACAUUGGAAACAGUUGAUGGAAAAGGCCAAGUUUCAAUUUGAUAUAAGUAAUAAUUUUACUCUUGCUGAUCUUCUCGCUCUGGAGCUCCACAAUUACCAGGAAAAUGUUAACGAAAUAGUUGACCGAGCAGAGAAAGAAAUGAAAAUGGAAAAGCAAUUGAAGGAUCUUGAAACUAUUUGGAGUGACCUAUCAUUUGAUUUUGUGUUCCAUGUCAACGGAGUAGAAAUUGUGAAAGUGUCAGAAGAUGUUCGAGAUAACCUUGAAGAGAAUCAGCUUCAACUCCAAGCAAGCAGUGCGAGUAGAUUUGUCGAGUUCUUUAUCGAAGAGAUAGAGGACUGGCUCAGGAAGCUUGGAAAAGUCGAUACGGUAGUUACAGGUCUUCUUGAUGUACAAAGAAAAUGGUUGUACUUGGAAAACAUCUUCAUAGGUACUGAUGAUAUUCGUCAACAGCUUCCAAAUGAUGCUAAAAACUUUGAUGGGGUUGAUAGAGAGCUACGAACUAUUCUUAUUACAGCAAAACAAGUUAAGAAUAUUGUUGUAUUUUGCUCGCAACCAGGGCUGGAGGAUACGAUCAUCGUUUUACAAAAUAAGCUUACAUCAUGCGAGCAUCAACUCAGCAAGUAUUUGGAAACAAAGAAAAAGGCAUUUCCCAGAUUUUACUUUACAUCUGAAUCGGACUUGUUGGACAUACUAAGCAAGGGAGGUCAAUCCCCUCACAAAAUACUGAAGCACAUGCCAAAACUAAUACAGGCUGUCAAAACUUUGAAAUUUAAGACCGACGACCAAGGUAAUCAAUCUAAUGAAGUUAUUUCAAUUAUCAGUAGAGAAGAUGAAGAAGUGAAAUUAACAACACCUUGCGUGUUACAGGGAAAGGUUGAAGAUUAUUUGAACGACUUACUUAGGGCUAUUUCCAAAACUUUGAAAGACAUUUUAUCUGAAGCUAUCACUACCUAUUCAAGCAAUAACAGAGAGGAAUGGUUAGCUGGUUAUCCAGCACAAAUCGUAUUGGUAACUUCUCAGAUUUUUUGGACUAUGGAAGUGAAUCAAGCGUUUGAUGCUCUCGAAGAAAAUAACGAAAUCGCAAUGAAGAAUUACUACAAGAAGCAAGUAAAUCAACUCAACAAACUUAUCACCAUGGUUCAAGGAGACUUAGAAAAAGGAGAAAGACAAAAAGUUAUGAAUCUAGUUACUUUGGAUGUACACGCUAGAGAUAUUGUUGACAAAUUAAUUAGUGAUAACAUUACAUCAGCUCAAGAUUUUGGAUGGCAAUGCCAGUUAAGACAGCGUUGGGAUGCAGAACAUCAAGAUUGCAUUAUUGAUAUUUGUGACGCUACAUUUAAAUAUGGAUACGAAUAUCUUGGUAAUGGACCUCGUCUUGUGAUUACUCCACUUACUGAUCGUAUUUAUAUUACCUUAACACAAAGUUUACACUUAAUCAUGGGUGGUGCACCAGCUGGUCCUGCAGGAACAGGUAAAACAGAAACCACAAAGGAUUUAGGGUCUCAACUUGGAAAAUCGGUAUACGUAUUCAACUGUUCAGAUCAGAUGAACAAUGAAAGUUUAGCCGAUAUUUUCAAAGGACUUGCAUCGAGCGGUGCUUGGGGAUGUUUUGAUGAGUUUAACAGAAUUGCUGUGGAGGUAUUGUCUGUGGUUUCCACUCAGUUCAAGAGCAUCUUGAAUGCCAUUAGAGCCAAAAAAGAUAGAUUCCUUUUUGAGGGAGAAGAAAUUUCUCUUGAUCCAACAAAUGGAGUAUUUAUCACAAUGAAUCCAGGUUAUCUGGGCAGAACUGAGUUACCAGAGUCACUAAAGGCUCUUUUCAGGCCUGUUACUGUCGUAGUACCAGAUUUGGAGUUAAUCUGUGAAAAUAUGCUGAUGGCAGAAGGCUUUAAGGAGGCAAAACAAUUAGCGAAAAAGUUUAUCACACUUUAUAGUUUAAACAAAGAUUUGCUUUCAAAGCAAGACCACUAUGAUUGGGGACUUCGUGCAAUCAAAUCGGUGUUGGUUGUUGCUGGUACCCUAAAAAGAUCAGAACCAUCUAUGCCUGAAACUCAAGUUCUUAUGAGAGCUCUUAGAGAUUUUAAUCUUCCAAAGAUUGUACAAGAUGACUUGGAAGUCUUCACUGGUUUAAUUAACGAUUUAUUCCCAGGAAUUGAUCCACCUCGAAAAGUAGACAAAGAAUUUGAACGAAUUGCUGCUGAGCAAAUGACAGAAAUGAAAUUACAAUCUGAGGAUAGCUUGGUUUUGAAAGUAGUUCAAUUAGCUGAAUUAUUAGAAGUUCGUCAUAGCGUCUUUAUUAUUGGACCUUCUGGAUCUGGAAAGUCUGUUUGUUGGAAAUCUCUAGCUGCAGCAAAAAGAGCAAGACAUGAAAAAGUUCUUGUAAGGUAUCUCGACCCCAAGGCAAUUACAUCCCACGAGCUUUAUGGUUACAAGAACGAGCAAACUGAUGAAUGGAGAGAUGGACUGCUUAGUAGUAUCAUGAAAACUCUUGCAGAAAGAGAAGAUACAGAUCCAAAAUGGAUAAUACUUGAUGGAGACCUUGAUACUGAAUGGAUUGAAUCAAUGAACUCUGUCAUGGACGACAAUAGAAUCCUUACUCUUGCAAACAAUGACCGUAUUCCUUUACUUUCUCACAUGCGACUGAUAUUUGAGAUUUCACACUUAAAAUAUGCUACUCCUGCCACAGUCUCAAGAGCUGGAGUUUUAUUUAUUGGAGAAAAAGAUAUUGGUUGGCAGCCUUAUGUAGCGUCCUGGAUCGAUACAAGACCACAGAUAGAACGCGCUCAUUUAGUUAUUCUCGUUGACAAAUACAUACCUGAAACUCUGAAAUUUGUUCGAGCUAACUUUAAGCAUUUAAUUCCCCUUUCAGAUUUUGACAUGGUGUCAUCCCUUUUCCAAAUUUUAGAAAGCUUGUUAGUGAAAUAUCCAACCCAUGGAGAGAAAGAAACAAUAGAAAGCUUCUUUGCUUUUGCAACUAUUUGGGCUUUCAUGGGAGCUGUCGUUGACAAUGAAAAACAUACAAACAAAGGAUUAUUCGACAAGUGGUGGCGUACUACUUUCAAGACUGUCAAGUUUAGUGAUGAAUAUUCUGUUUUUGACCUAUACUAUAACCCAACAUCAAAAUGUAUGGAACCUUGGAAGGAUAUUAUGCCGAGAUAUGAGUUUGAUGUUGACAUUCCAGUCCCUCAAAUUAUGGUUCCAACUGAAGAGACGACAUGUAUCAGAUAUUUAAUGGACCAUAUUGUUGAUUUUGGAAAGCCUCUCAUGCUAGUUGGAAAUGCCGGAGUUGGUAAAACGCAAAUCAUUCAGGAUAAGCUCAAUAAUUUAGAUGUUCUGAACUUUUCAUCAACCACCAUCAAUUUUAACUACUAUACUGACUCAGAGUCUCUUCAAAAUUUCUUGGAAAGCUCCUUAGAGUCAAAGGGAGGAAAGAGACUUGGGCCUCCAGGUAACAAAAAGAUGAUUUUCUUCAUUGACGAUUUCAACAUGCCAAAAGUGGACGCUUAUGGUACGCAAACACCAAUAGCUUUACUCCGUCAACAAUUGGAUUAUGGAUGUUGGUAUGAAAGAGCCAAAUGGAAUUUAAAAGAAAUUAUUAAGGUUCAAUAUAUUUGUAGCAUGAAUCCUACAGCAGGAAGCUUUGUUGUUAAUCCUCGAUUGCAACGACAUUUCAUCACUUUGGGUAUUAACUUCCCAUCAAGAGCCAGUUUACAGAAAAUUUAUGGUUCAAUUUUAAGUGGCCACCUUAAAAGAUUCCCAGCUGAGAUCAUUAACUUGACCAAUAAUGUCAUGAACGCAAUAAUUGACAUUCAUGAAAAAGUGGUGAACGUUUUCCCAAAGACGGCCCACAAAUUUCAUUACGAAUUCAAUUUAAGACAACUCUCAAGUUUGUUUGAAGGAUUACUAAGAAGCGAACCUUCUGAGUUUAAAGAUCAAAAAGCUGGAGCAUUGAAGUUUUCCAGAUUAGUCGCACACGAAAUUUCUCGUGUGUAUGGGGAUAGAUUAUCUUCAAGGGCUGAUGUAGUCCAGUUUGAAAAGGAUAUCAAGGGAAUUUUGAAUGACAAAUUUCCUGAGUUUGGUGGUGAGGCUGUCACAAGGAAACCACUCGUGUUCUCUCAUUUUGUUAAUGGAGCAGAUGGAGCUUAUGAUGAGUUUGCCAGUAUGGACAGUAUUAGAGCUGUACUUGAAGAGGCACUCAGUAGGUAUAAUCAAACGAAGGCAGCAAUGGAUUUAGUUCUUUUCGAAGAUGCACUUGAACAUAUAUGCCGAAUCAACAGAAUAAUUAAGGCAUCCAAUGGUAACGCAUUAUUGGUUGGUGUUGGAGGAAGUGGUAAACAAAGUUUAUCAAGACUUGCUGCCUACAUUGGAGAUUUUGAGAUUUAUAAAAUUGUUAUCACCAAGGAAUAUGGAGUCAACAAUCUCAAAGAAGAUUUAAAGAUCAUGUACAAGAAAGCAGGAAAAGGGCAAAAGUUGGUUUUCUUGCUUAAUGACAAUCAAAUUGUUGAUGAAAGAUUUUUGGUAUAUAUCAACGAUUUACUUUCCACUGGCAAUAUACCAGACUUGUUUGCAAGCGACGAACGCGAGGAAAUUGCUAACUCUCUUCGAACAGAGGUGAAAUCUGCUGAAUACGAAGCAGAAAUUUCCCUGCUAUCAUUAACUGUACUCAGAUUGACUUUUUUCUUCCCAUGGCCUCAAGAAGCGCUCCUUAGUGUUGCUGAUAAAUUCUUGAAACCUGAACAACCAAUUACUGGAGAUCACCAUCCUGCUAUUGUCAAAACAAUGUCAUUCAUGCACGAAAAGGUGAAUGAAUUUAGUGAGAUGUUUUUCCAUGAUCUCGGUAGAUAUACAUAUACUACUCCAAAGAGCUAUUUGGAAUUUAUUAAGCUUUACAAAUCAUUGCUUUUUAAGAAGAGAGAACACAUUAAAUCUCUCAUUGACAGACUUAGCCAAGGAAUACAAAAGUUAAGGGAUACCACGCAAAAUGUUACAAAACUUCAAAAGCAGUUAGAGAUUCAAGAGAAAGAAGUUAAAGAAAGAGAAGCGGCUGCUGAUGUAAUUUUGGAGAAAGUCAAAAAAGAAAGAGCAAUUGUUGAAGCUGAAAACAAAAAGGCAUUAGCUGAGGAGAAAAAUGCAUCUGAAAUUAGCCAACAAGUUGCUCAACAGACUCUUGAAUGUGAGGAAGAAGUAGCUAAAGCCAAACCAAUUUUGGAAAGCGCAGAGCAAGCUCUAAAGACAUUGAACAGAAAUGAACUGACUGAACUGAGAUCGUUUAAAACUCCAAACAAAAAUGUAUUGCUUGUUUUCCAAGCAGUACUUAUUUUAUUAAGUCCCAAGAAUGGAGUAUCUAAAGAUUUGAGUUGGUCUGCAGCUCAAAAAGCCAUGGCUAAAGGAGCAGACAAGUUUUUGUCAUUGCUUGAAGCAUAUGAUGCUAAAAAUAUUUACCCACACAUUCUUCCUGCCAUCAAACCCUUUAUGGACAAUCCGGACUUCACUGGGGAGCAAAUCAAGAAACAUUCCUCUGCAUCUGCUGGUUUGUGCGAUUGGGUCAGAAAUACAAUUGAGUACAAUAGAGUUUUUGUGGAUGUAAAACCCAAAUUCGACAGUCUUGAAAAAGCCAAGAUUGACAAAGCAAACGCAGAAGAAAAGCUAAACAAGGUGAGAAAGACUGUGUCAAAGCUACAAAAACAACUUAAAAAAAUCGAAGCAGAUUAUCAAGCGGCUGAGGAUGAAAAGAAUGCUGCUCUUGAUAUUGCAAGAAAAACUCAAGAAAAACUUGAUUUGGCCCAGAGAUUUGUGAAAGCUUUAUCCUCCGAAAACGCACGUUGGGUUGAAGAAAUCCAGAAGCUACAAUCCCUGAAUAAUGUUCUGAUUGGAGAUGUAUUGCUGGCUUCUGCUUUUAUUUCCUAUGCCGGUAGUUUCGACAUGCGUUUCAGAAACGAGCUAGUUGAAUCUUGGAAAAAAGAAAUGUUCGAUUUGAAGAUUCCAAUCUCUGAAAACCUGAAUAUUGUUGAUGUUCUCACCAAUGACGCUGAAAUAGCCAAAUGGGGAAACGAAAAGCUUCCAUCUGAUAAAACCAGUAUUGAAAAUGGCUGUAUUUUACUGAACUGUGAAAGAUGGCCACUAGUUAUCGAUCCUCAAUUGCAAGCCAUUACCUGGAUCAAGAAUCACUUCAAAGAUAUUGUGUUACUUAGACUCGAACAGCAUGACUUGAUUGAAAAGAUGGAACGAGCAAUUCAACAAGGAAGUACAGUGUUGAUAGAAAAUAUUAAGGAAUCAAUUGAUGCAAUUUUAUCUCCUGUCGUUGGAAGAAACAUUAUUCACAGUGGAUCUGGAAAAUACAUCAAACUCGGCAAAAAUGAAGUUGAGUAUAAUGAGAACUUUAGAUUAAUAUUGCAUACCAAGUUGAGCAACCCUCAUUAUAAUCCUGAAAUUCAAGCCGAAACAACUUUAAUCAAUUUUUCUGUAACAGAAGAAGGUUUAGAAGAGCAACUUUUGGCAUUGGUUGUACAGAAAGAGCGUGCGGAUUUGGAAGAGAAAAAAUCAGAAUUGAACACCAAGAAGAAUGAGUUUAAGAUCAAGCUCAAAGAACUCGAAGACAAUCUUCUUGAAAACUUGAAGUACAAAGGUGAUAUUCUUGGAAAUGUAGAUCUGAUAUCCGGUUUAGAAAAUACCAAGAAAACAAGUGAGGUAAUCAAGCAACAAGUUUUAGAAUCUAUUGAGACUGAAAAGGAUAUUAACUCGGCAAGAGAAAAUUACAGAAAGGUAGCCAAGAGAGGUUCCAUGUUGUACUUCCUUUUGGAUCAACUCCAAUUGAUCGAGCACAUGUACAAGUAUUCUUUAGGAGCUUUUACAGUUGUUUUCAACAGAGCUAUUACCAAAACCGAGAAGAUUGAAAACGAAGAUCUUUUCGUUAGAAUAGAAAAAUUGAUUGAUUCGAUAACGUUUGCAUGCUAUGAAUAUGUUGAGCGUGGUUUAUUUGAAAGACACAAGCUCAUAUUUAUUACAAAUCUUUGCUUUGCAAUUAAUCAUGACAAAUUUAGGCCAGAUCACUUGGAGUUUUUGAUUAAGUGCUCUCCAGAUCCAAAUACACCCAAGGAAAAUCCAUUUACUGAUUGGCUUUCAGAUUUCAGUUGGAAAGCAAUUUACAAGUUAAACCAAUUAGAAGGCUUUGAAAAGUUAUCUGAUGACAUUGUAAAUUCUGGAAAACGUUGGAAAUUAUGGUCCAUGUUGGAAGCUCCAGAAAAAGAGAGUCUACCGCAAGAAUGGAAGAAAAAGUCUGGUUUUGAAAAACUUCUCAUCAUUAGAGCAUUGAGACCUGAUCGAAUUACUCAAGCUUUGAAAGAAUUUGUUGGAGAAAUAAUGGGAUCCAAGUAUGUAGACUCCAUUCCAUUCUCAUUAGACAAGAUAUUUGCAGAGUCAAGACCAAAUACUCCUCUCUUCUUUAUUUUGUUCCCUGGUGCUGACCCUAUCAAGACCAUUGAAGCUCUUGGUAAAAGACUUGGAUUUUCUGAAGAGAAUGAAAAAUUUGUUAACAUUUCCAUGGGUAAAGGCCAAGAAGAACAUGCAGAAAGACAGUUGCAACGAGCGUAUGAAAUUGGUGGCUGGGUUGUGUUACAAAACAUCCACCUUAUGAAAAAGUGGUUACCAACGUUGGAAAGAAAAUUAGAGAAACUAUCAGAAGGUUCUCACAAAGAUUUUCGUGUAUUUCUCACUGCAGAACCCACUCAUCAUCCUGUUAUUCCUCAAAGUAUUCUUCAAAACUCUAUCAAAAUUACAAACGAACCACCUCAAGAUCUUUCAGCCAAUUUACAUAGAGCCCUCUCUAACUUUUCUCAAGAGUUCUUUGAGUCCUCAAUUAAGCAAAGCGAGUUCAAAACAAUUCUCUUUGCGCUUUGCUUUUUCCAUGCUGUAGUAUUAGGAAGAAGAAAAUUUGGUUUCCAAGGUUGGAGUAGAAGUUAUAGUUUUAACAAUGGAGAUUUGACCAUUAGUGCUGAUGUAUUAUAUAACUAUCUGGAAACUAAUGACUCUAUACCAUGGGAAGAUAUCAGAUAUAUAUUUGGAGAAAUCAUGUAUGGUGGUCACAUUACUGACCACUGGGAUCGUCGAACCUGCAGUACCUACUUGAAAUGUUUGUUGAGAGAGCAAUUAUUUGAUGAGAUGGAGUUGGCUCCAGGAUUCAGAGCACCACCAAGCAUGCAAUCUCUUGAUGAUUAUCAUGAGUUCAUUAAUGAAAAGCUGCCAUCAGAGUCACCUGCUCUGUUUGGACUUCAUCCUAAUGCCGAAAUUGACUUCUUGACGAAUCAAGCCGAAUCUCUAUUUUCGUCAAUCAUUAGAAUUCGAGGAGAGAGUGGAGCUUCAUCUCAUGACUCCAUGGACGACUCAAUGGCACAUCAAAUUGAAGAAUUAUACAACAUGCUUCCUGAUAAUUUUGAUUUGGAUGAAAUUUCAAGUCGAGCAGACAAAAAGAUUCCAUUCGUCGCUGUUUGUUUACAAGAAUGUGAAAGAAUGAACAUUCUCUUAACUGAAAUUAAAACUUCACUCACAGAACUCAGAAAAGGUUUGAAUGGAGAGUUAACCAUUUCAGAACAAAUGGACAACUUGAGAAAAUCUCUUUCAUAUGAUCAAGUUCCCGAUAGAUGGCACAAAGUUGCAUAUCCUUCUCGAAAACCUCUCAAUCAAUGGUUUGAAGAUUUAAUUAAGAGAGUUCGACAACUCGAAGAAUGGAGUUCUGAAUUGACUCUGCCUAAAGUAGUAUGGCUUUCAGGUUUAUUCAAUCCAAUGGCAUUCCUCACAGCGAUCAUGCAAACAUCUGCUCGUAAGAAUGGUUAUCCUUUAGACAAGAUGUGCAUUCAAACAGAAGUUCUCAAAAAGACUCGAUCUGAAAUUCCACCAACCCCUCCACGAGAAGGUUGUUAUGUGGAUGGAUUCAUUCUAGAAGGAGCUGGUUGGGACAUGAAAGCAGGUAUUUUGAGAGAGAGUGAUCUCAAAGUAUUACACACACCAAUGCCAGUCAUUCACAUCAAAGCUGUUCCAAUCGAUAAGAAGGAUGUUAAAAGCAUUUAUGAAUGUCCAGUGUAUAUAACUCCACAAAGAGGACCAACAUAUAUUUUCACAGCUCAACUCAAGACGAAACAUGAUGUUUCCAAGUGGAUUCUUGGUGGUGUUGCCUUAUUACUUGGCAAUUAA